This is a messenger RNA of Entamoeba dispar SAW760, 1095 nucleotides long. RefSeq lists its product as uncharacterized. Gene Ontology annotation, cellular component: cytoplasm; cyclin-dependent protein kinase holoenzyme complex; nucleus. NCBI's taxonomy places the organism in Eukaryota, Evosea, Mastigamoebida, Endamoebidae. Gene Ontology annotation, biological process: regulation of cyclin-dependent protein serine/threonine kinase activity; mitotic cell cycle phase transition. The transcript is spliced from 3 exons. Gene Ontology annotation, molecular function: cyclin-dependent protein serine/threonine kinase regulator activity. The record is from RefSeq and is a predicted model, not a curated record. The coding region runs from base 1 to 1095 and encodes 364 amino acids.
AUGGAUUACUCAAACAGUAUAGUUCUAUUUCUAUUUUUUUUUUCUAUAAAACCCCUUACCGAUGAACAACCUAAUCAACCUGAAGAAUUGCAGAAAGACAAUAUUGAAUAUGUCUCUGCAGGAAUUCCUGUUAAAGUUGAUGAAAAAUCUCAUUAUAUCGUCACUCUUCCUAAUGAAAUAAAUCCCUAUAAAAUUUGUAGACGUUGUCAAGAAUAUAUUUCAAGUGAUAUAACAUCGUUUAAGAGUAAUCUAAUGAAUUUAGUAGAUUGUGGGUUAAGUCAAUAUGGGAAAAAAGAUGAAUUAAACGAAGAAAGGGAAAUAUUUAGUAACGAUGGAUAUAUUUUUACUAUUGAUAAUGAAAAAUUUUUGUAUUUUGAUAUGAACUCUAAAAAAGAAUUUUUGUCUAAUUUCUAUGCACAAAAAGGAAGGACAGUAAAUGGUGCUAUGAGAGCUCGUGUAAUUCAAAUGCUUAUGGAAGAAAAUAGUUAUAAACCAAAUUUUGUCAUUGACCAAGCUGUAGCAAUUUUUGAUCAUUUUUUAGUUCUGACACCAAAUUUUGCAAUAGAUUCAUUACAACUACUUGGAUAUGUUGCUUAUGACAUUGCAUCUAAAAUGGAUAUGUAUAGUGAGGAUAUUUUUUAUAUGUCUAAUUCUCGACUAAUGUGGACUCAACAAGAACUACUUGAUUUUGAACUAACAGUAUUAGACACACUUUAUUUCAAAACAACAUAUGUUACCACUUACUCUUUUUUUACUCAAUUAGUAAAUUUGUCAGAUAUUCUUUUACCAGAAUCAUUUGACUCAAUAAUUAUUUUUCCUUAUGUUUGUGCUACCUUACUUUCAACAGAGUUACUUAAUAUUUCAGUUCCAAUUCUUGGUACAUCUCUUUUAUUAUAUUGUAUUAACCACCCAUAUUUUUCGGAGUUAGGAAGAGAUAAAGAUAGUUUUUAUAAUGAUGCAUUAAAUACUAUUUUUAAAAUGUGUCGUUUUUACAACAUAUCAUUUAACAAAUUACAAGAAAUUACUGAAACAAUUGGCUCAUUCACACAAUUUUUAUUAGAACAAGGAAAAAUACCUAAUUUCCGUACAAUAUAA